Messenger RNA from Triticum urartu, 1385 nucleotides. NCBI's taxonomy places the organism in Eukaryota, Viridiplantae, Streptophyta, Magnoliopsida, Poales, Poaceae. The record is from RefSeq and is a predicted model, not a curated record.
CGAUAACCAGUUUCUGUGCUCAUGGCAACUUUUCAUGUAAAUGAAAGGUGCGGUUUAUAUUCUUCGAGAGGCAGAAACUUCCUAAUGAGAUCUUUAAGCACAACAUGGAAGAGAAACGCCAGUUUUUUACAGAUAUAAAUAUGGAUUCCGAGAGGAAUGAUGCUGAGGUUCAGGCUGAGGGUGUAUUAAAUUCUAGAUUACAGCAUUUAACUCAUACACUUGAUAAGGUAAGGUAUGUUAUGAGAUGUAUAUUCGGGGACCCCAAGAAUGCCCCCCCUCCUCUGGUGAGGCUUACCGGGAGAAGUCUAGUGUCUGCCAUCUGGAAAGGGGAAGGCUCAUUAGUUGAUGAGCUCCUUCAGUCAAUUGAACAUCAUGUUGACGAAGAUGUACUUACUGAUCUCAAGGACAAAAUUCGGCUUCAUGAUCCAUCUGAUUCUGAAGACAUCGACGGAGACAUCCGAAAUUCUCUGUUAUGGUUGCGUGAUGAGUUGCGAACUCUUUCAUGCACAUACAAGUGCCGUCAUGACGCUGCUGCUGAUUUGAUUCACAUGUAUGCUUACACAAAGUGUUUCUUCAGAGCCCGAGACUACAAGACCGUAAAGUCUCCACCAGUUCAUAUCAGUCCUCUUGAUUUAGGUCCCAAAUAUGCUGAUAAACUGGGACCAGGUUUCCAGGAGUACAGCAAGACGUACCCAGAGAACUAUUGCUUAGCACAGCUUAUCUAUUGGUACAGCCAGAAUGCAGAACCCGAAUCUAGACUGACAAGAGCUAGAAAGGGUUGUAUGUCAUUACCAGAUGUGUCCUCUUUCUAUGUAAAGUCUGUAAAGCCAACUCAAGAGCGAGUUUAUGGCACCAGAACUGUGAGAUUCAUGCUAUCACGGAUGGAGAAACAGGCCCAACGUCCAUGGCCGAAGGACCGGAUAUGGGUGUUCAAGAGCGACCCAAGAUUCUUUGGCACUCCAAUGAUGGAUGCUGUGCUGAAUAACAAUUCUCCUCUUGAUAAGGAGAUGGUGCAUUGGCUAAAGACAAGAUCGAACGUUUUCCUAGGGUAGUCAAAAGGAUAGUAGGCAGAGGGCAUUGGUUUUUCUCUUCGGAGAUUUUAGUCAACGACAUUCUUUUUUUCCUACUCACCUUACCUACCUAAUCAUGGGGGAUAGCUUUUAGAUGGCAGGUUGUACAGUCACCACUCCCUCCCUCCCUCCCUACCUAGCUGUAGAGAUGUAUUCGGUUAAUAACUGAUGGAUCACAGAUCAUCAUCGAUUGGAUGUAGCGUCUUUUCCUGUUGCAUAGAAUUGUUCGCCUGCUUAUGGGCUGAUGAUGUACUUGUAAAUGCAAAACAGAUGCAAUCUUAAAUUCAGCAAUGUGUUACAGCUUGCGGUGCUGCA